AUGUUUACACUGGGCAGUCAACACAACCAGUCGUCUGAAUGGUUCCAACGUGGUGCUCGUGUUACUGAAACCUGUUACAAGGCCUACCACUCUUCAGAGAGCCAUCUUGGACCGGAGAAAAUGAUCUUCUCGGAUUACGAGAGACUCUCAUCUGGCGACAAAAAGUACUACCUUCGGCCGGAGACUGUUGAGUCCUAUUUCUACAUGUGGCGGUUCACGAAGGAUAAAAAAUAUCGGGACUGGGCUUGGGAAGCCGUAGAGGUGGGUGCAUUUGGAGUUUUCCUUUUGGUCGGUUGA
Molecule: messenger RNA, 297 nt
Organism: Dibothriocephalus latus
Lineage: Eukaryota; Metazoa; Platyhelminthes; Cestoda; Diphyllobothriidea; Diphyllobothriidae
Source: the annotation of a GenBank genome assembly